Lepisosteus oculatus (spotted gar) is the source of this 6572-nucleotide messenger RNA. RefSeq names its product pannexin 2 (gene panx2). The record is from RefSeq and is a predicted model, not a curated record. Gene Ontology annotation, molecular function: wide pore channel activity. Gene Ontology annotation, biological process: monoatomic cation transport; positive regulation of interleukin-1 production; cell-cell signaling. Gene Ontology annotation, cellular component: plasma membrane. Lineage: Eukaryota; Metazoa; Chordata; Actinopteri; Semionotiformes; Lepisosteidae.
GGUUGUGGGGAGCUGUGCAGCUACGUGGUCCGACAGGUACCAGAGCCCAUUUCCACAUCUCUGAGGUGAAGAAAUCGGAAAAGAGAGUGAAGGGGGGAGAGGAGGAGAGGAGGGGGACUGGGGGAGAGACGAGCGGAACAGACCGGUGCCGGAUACACGCGUAGCGGCUCGCCCGCACUGCAGAUUAACUCUUCCAGCACUGACGCACCACGCAGCGGGUAUGUGGGGUUCUGGGCGCUGGUCUACGCACACAGGCGCGCGCACAGACCCCCGCGCAGGACAACGCACAGACACAUAGACACACAGGAGAGGAACCGCCGAGAAGCAGGUAGAGAUGCCCAGCCACUCACACGGGAGCCAGAAAGACGACCACAAGCACAAACAGUGAGAAGCACAGCCCCCUCGUCCCGCCCCCGCGCGCCCCCGCGCUCGGUCCGACAGACACGCCGCCCCCCGGUCCCUCAGCGCGUCAGCCAGGCGGUGGGCGGCCGGGGAGUCUCGCUCCGGACGGAUGCAGCACAUCAUCGAGCAGAACCCCGACAUGGCCACGGCUCUGCUCGCCGGAGAGAAGCUGAGGGAGCUGAUCCUGCCGGGGCAGCAGGACGAGAGGGCGGGGCCGCUGGCCGGCCUCAUGGUGCAGCUGAAGCUCGAGCUGCCCUUCGACCGCGUCGUCACCAUCGGCACCGUCAUCAUCCCCAUCCUGCUGGUGACGCUGGUCUUCACCCGCAACUUUGCAGAGGAGUCGAUAUACUGUUACACGCCACACAACUUCACUCGUGACCAGGCACUGUACGCACGGGGCUACUGCUGGACAGAGCUGCGCGACGCGGUGCCAGGGGUGGAGGCCGCCCUGCGGCCCUCGCUGUUUGAGCACAAGUUCCUGCCCUACGCCCUGCUGGCCUUUGCGGGCAUCAUGUACAUCCCCGCCCUGGGGUGGGAGUUCCUGGCCUCGACGCGCCUCACCUCCGAGCUCAACUUCCUCCUGCACGAGAUCGACAACUGCUACCACCGCGCCGCCGAGGGGCGGGCGCCGAAGAUCGAGAAGCAGAUCCAGUCGAAGGGCCCCGGGAUCACGGAGCGGGAGAGGCGGGAGAUCAUCGAGAACGCGGAGAAGGAGAAGAGCCCCGAGCAGAACCUGUUCGAGAAGUAUCUGGAGCGGCGGGGGCAGAGCAACUUCCUGGCCAAGCUGUACUUGGCCCGCCACCUGGUCAUCAUCUGCCUCAGCUCUAUCCCCAUCUCCUACCUGAGCACCUACUAUGCCACGCAGAGGCAGAACGAGUUCACCUGUGCGCUGGGCGAGCCCCCAGAUGCCAGCAGUGCUCCUGAGCUGCGGCUCAACGUGAACUGCAAGCUGCCCGCCGUGCAGCUCCAGCGCAUCAUGGCGGCUGUGGACAUCACGCUGCUGUGUUUCAUUAACCUGGUGAUCUUGGUCAACCUCAUUCACCUCUUCAUCGUGCGGAAGUCCAACUUCGUCUUCGACAAGCUGCACAAGGUGGGCAUCAAGACCAAGAGGCAGUGGCAGAAGUCCCAGUUCUGCGACAUCAACAUCCUGGCCAUGUUCUGCAACGAGAACCGCGACCACAUCAAGUCCCUGAACCGGCUGGACUUCAUCACCAACGAGAGCGACCUCAUGUACGACAACGUCGUGCGGCAGCUCCUGGCCGCGCUGGCGCAGUCCAACCACGACGCCACGCCGACCUUGCGCGACUCGGGCAUCCAGACGCUGGACCCCAGUGCUGACCCAGCCAUGCUAGGCGUGGGUGAGCUUGGUGGAGAGCCCUUGGUCAUCAAGCGCCCACGCAAGAAGAUGAAAUGGAUCCCCAGUUCGAACCCGCUCCCCCAGCCCUUCAAGGAGCCGCUGACGCUGAUGCGGGUGGAGAACAGCAACAAGCCCGAGAAGCCCAAGCCGGUGCGACGGAAGACCGUGACGGACAGCCUGAUCGCGCCCCUGCUGGACUCCUCGAAGAGCACGCAGCAGCCUCCUGCUGGCAAAGGAGAGCUCAGUGGAGGCAGUGUGGACAAAAAGACCACACGGAACCUCUCCCUGGACGUGCACCCCUACAUGUUGACCAUCCGUAAGCCCAAGGCCGAGGCGCCCAGCAAUCAGCAGCUGCCUCCCACCUGCACACAAGAGGGAGUGUUCAUUGAGGGCACACACACCAUUGUCCAUGUCUCUGCUGCUAUCACAGAGAAGAAGGAGCCUCUGACAGAGCCAAAGUUCUCUGCAGUGACUCUGCCCAGCGCAGCCUACCUGAGCGGCAGCACCACGAGCCUUCCCAGCACAGCCUGCCCCCCCGACCCGCUCAGCCAGCCAGCCCCGGAGGGCCAGGGCCCGGCGUUCAGCCGGAACCCCACCCACCCGCUGCUUAACAUCCACCACACGCUGUACGAGGAAGAAGAGACGGCACUGGGCGGGGAGAGGAGAGACAGGCUGGGAGAGAGGACGGGGGAGCUCAUCACCGCGGGGGAGUACUGAGGGGAAAAUGUACUCGCCAGCACUCAUCCACUGCGCCGUUCCGAUGCACAAUCCCGCUGUCCCUCGCUGUGCUGAGAGGAAAUAGAGACAGAGGUCCGGGUCACCCGUCAUCACUGGAGGAGCACAGCAAUCCACAGGUCACUUCCUUGAUCAACCAUCCCCUUGAGCACAGACAGAGGAGAGAUGGUCUUGGCCAGGGUAAAGGAUGUGACUGAAUUCUGCACGUCUGAUUUCUCUAAGAACAUCAAAUAUGGUUCGAAACCAGAGGAGAUCAUUAAGCCCAUCAAUCCUCUUUCGUAGUUAGUAGCAAAUUGAUUCAAGGAUCUCAUCCAGCUGUUUCUUGAAAAGGAGACAGGGUAUCGGCUUCAGCAACAUGGCUGGGUAUCUUAUUCCAUACUCCCACAAACGUUUGUGUAAAGACAUGCCUCCUUUUGUCCUAAUGCACUUCCACAUCCUUUCCACUUGUGGAGAAAUGUGAAGAAUCGCUCGUUGUAUCGGCACGAAUGAUGAACUGUGAUGGACUAAAGGAUCUGCUCUCGUCCCGAUCUUCUCACGUUUUCUAAAGUUCUCAAGUUCUUGUCCAUCUACUAAAUCCAAACUGUCACCUGGUGCUGACAGCACUGUACUCCCCACCCACUGCACAGCUCCAGCACAGAGAAUGAUCCAUCUCAGCUGUACAGAAUAAACAGGCCCCCUGAGUGUGAUACACACCAGAAAACAAGCAGUUCUGCAGAGUUGCAUUUAACAUUUAUUUUUAAAGCUCUGCCUAAAAAGGAAGAGAACUUUCAACAGUGCUGGUCAAUGGACUGAAGUCUCACAGACAACGCAGCAACCCUAGGCUCUGGCCCCAGCUAAUUUUAAAGGAUGGUUUUUGAAUAACUAAACUCUGUGCACUUCCAACCCCAAAGACUGACAGGUAGCCUAGUGAGUUGAACACAUACACAGAUACGCGGACUUAUCUUUACUUAAUUACAGAGUCAGACACAGCAUGGUGAAUGUACUUCAGUCACUCUCAUCCAGUAAGCACAGGCACUCAGGAGCAUGCAGGGGUCACUCAGAGACAAACAAACCUUUUACAUCCUUUCCAGCAGAAGCCUUUGUGCUUCCUUGCUCAUGGCAGCUAACCAAAAUGUUACUCAGAAGAAGUGAUUUAGGAAUUUAGUUUAUGAAGUUCUUUCACAAAAUGAGCCACCUAGGAAAUUAAGUGGAGAAGAAACUAUAGUUACUCCUGCAAACUCCAUCUCCUGUCCAGUCACAACACACAUCACUGUCACAAUCUGAUUUAAAAUACAACAGAAAAUAAAGAUAUGUUCUUAAAUAUAUCUAUCUCGGAGCACUGCACAAAAUUUAAAAGCAAAGUACAUACAAGCAAUACGUAACAUUUCCAAGCCAUUAUGCAAAAACACAUUCAAUAAGAAACAUUUUAAGUUUCACAUUCACAUCUUUUCUGAUGUUGCCUGUUUUUUGGAGUUCCAGGGCUCUGAGCCCAUUUGAUUGGACACAGAUUUGGAUUCUUAUGCAAUAUAUAUGUACCUUAUAUACUACCAACCAGUAGCAACCAGACAUUGUGUCUUAUCACAUCACAGCUCAGCAUCCAUACACCCUUCAGGUGAACCAGUGUGAGACAAUCUAGGAUUUGCUGUACUGAUUGAGCAUGAGCUGCAUUAGCUACAGGGCAACAGACAAUUUACUUUUUACAAAUCUAGCUCACAGUCAGCCUGUGUGUUUGUCCAUAUGGGGUGGUGUGAUUUAGACUGCUCUGCACCAGGAGUUUCAUAUCUCUCCACUGAUACACUCUGUCAGUCAAUUGUUAAUGUCUGUAAAGAUUUUAAUCGGUGUUUCCCUGCUUCAGACUCGGGAACCAGUCCGGUGACAUUCCAGUUUUCUGACCUAACCAUUACAUACUGUAACUGUGUCAAAAUCUUCAUUGCUUACUGCUUCACAUUCCAGCCAAAUACCAUUCGUGUUCCGCCACCUAAAUCACCAGUGAGAGUAGUUCACCUCCCCAAAUAAAACUGAGACUGUUAGCUCUCUGUCACAGCAGUCUGGUGCAACAAAUGACUGCUCCUUCGCUGGGCUUGAAGUGAACAACAGCUUUCCCUCGCAUUCAGACUGGCCUUGAGUCGGCAGGGAACACAGAGAUAGAGACUCUUCGCAACCAGAACAGACUCACAGGUGCACAGCCUGAACAGCCAUUAGCUCCUUACCCACCCGUUUCCCACCAAAGACUGCUUCAGUAGUGGCUUCUCCACCCUGCUGAAUGACAACACAGAGUAAUAUUUAUGGAGCACUUUCCUUCCGGGACACUGUACUGAAGAAUCACCGUGGCAACCAGAAACAGUCAGUGUCAAAGCUCCUCCCACCUCCCACCGCCCCCCGAAAAGGCAAGGAUGCACUUGCUCAGUAGCAAUAAUACCAGCUCUAGUCAUCUGUGCCUGCUGUAACAAUGGUCACAUGACACACUGAGGGAACCAAUCAGGGCUUUGUCCCCCUUGGAGAAAGCCAAUCAGGACCAAGAUGAUGUACAACACAGAGAUCCCCUAGGAGCCCACAGGUAAGGAGGGGGAGUCAUUGGGGAACAAAGAGAAGGUGAAUGGGGAGAGGAGGUAGGGAGAUAGAGGGAGAGCUUAGGAGAGACUCUUAAUGGUGGUGAGCCAGAUGGAGGGGCGGAUAAGAGAUUAAUGAGGUUGUGCUAAUUAAUUUGCAGCUCUAGUUCUGCAGUGGUGUGUGGAGGUGUGUGUGAGAUCCCACCCGCUGAAGAGUGUCCUGCUCCCACGCAGACCCCUCCCGUCCGCUGCCAAGACCUCCUCUCUCCUCUUCUCCUCCUCCUCCUCCUCCAGGACAGGCGCUCUGGCCACGCUCUGAGCCCAGAACAGAAGAAUACAGCAGUCCCUCUGCCUUUUCCUUAUAGGAAAUACUGAUUUCCGUUCAGGCAUAUGCAGGGCCUCCUUAUUUGUGAGGGACUUUCCAGUACUUUUUUAAUGAAAAACAACAACAAAAUAAGUUGAGGCAAAGUCAGACAUGUUUGAAUUUCCCAUACCCUCUCUUACGUUAGAGUCCUGAACGAUGUAAACGUGGUUUGUUUUACGAGUUCAUCGUCUUGUUUUCUCUGUAAACCCAACAAGCUGGGAUACUGGAUGGAUCCACCCCUGUAUAGCAUCUCAUCGAGAUUAUCUGGGAACUUGGUACAAGCCGAGCACUUCUUGCUUGAUCGAUAGAUCAGGUGGUUGGCCUGUAUACAUACUGUACUGUCAGCAUUAUUCUGGCUUUAAAUGGCCAGGAGCAUCUCAGCUCUUCCUGGGAUUUUCAGGCACUGGUGUGUCCGACUGGAUCUUUAAUUAUGGUGGCUCAGGGUCAGGCCGAUGGCAUUAUUUAAUUAAAGGAAUGAGUAAAGGCAAGAGUUCCCAUUUUGGUCUAAAAUUAAAAGAAGUAGACUGGUGUUAGAGCAAUUUCAAUGAAGUGGGAAAAUUGCCUGUGUUUAUUAAACUCGCAGUGCCCAAGUUUGACAACACAGCUCAACUGAGAGAUAAGUGAAACAGUUCAUCUUCUGUGGAUUGGGACUAGAGUUCUGUGAAGACCUGUAGCAAGCUGUGCAACUAUUUUUAUUACACUUUACUGUGGUAACAUUGGAUGGUAAUUGAGCUCUUUUGCCAUAUUUUCCCCUAUAUUUAACACCAACUGUUACUGUGGUUUCAUUGUGGUUUACUACAUUAGUAAAAAUAUAGCGAGUGCUUGCAAGGGAGGAAACUGGCCAGUGACAAUUUCGCCACAACAGGACACCAGACUUCUCCUGUAGGGGAGUUCGCUGUUGUCAGAGGAGGCACGGUGUGGCUUGAAGGCUGGGAAGUGCUCUAGAAAGUCCCUCACUUUUGGGGGUCACACCUCACUGAGGCCUCAUGAUCUGGAUAAUGUAGAGAGGGAGCAUGGCACCCCAUUGGUGAUGCCAUCCCCCUUUCAGAAUGGCCCGGUGUCUUCUGGUCUGAGCUCUUGGUUACAUAGUUAUUUAACUGAUUAUUUAAUCACACAAAUUCAAUUUUUUUUAAUUAACUGCAGCAAUAAUUCCUUACACUUAAAUAGCGCUAUUCUGGACACUCCA